GACAAGUCGCAGAGUAGAGAAAAUAUGGAUCUCUUAGAGAAAGAUAGAGAGGGGAAUCGUCAUUUUGGCCUAACAUGGGAUGUGUUUGCUCAAGAGGUGAAAGAUGCGAGCUACGUUGGGGGGCCUAUGGUGGCCGUGAAUUGGUCACUCUUCUUUCUGCAAAUUAUUUCAUUGAUGAUGGUGGGUCACUUGGGUAAGCUUGCUCUCUCAAGCACUGCCAUUGCUAUUUCUCUCUGUGCUGUCUCUGGCUUCAGCGUCAUCUUUGGACUGUCAUGUGCACUGGAGACUCUCUGUGGGCACGCCUAUGGAGCUCAGAAAUAUCGAAAAUUUGGUGUUCAAAUUCACACUGCUAUCUUCUGUCUUACUUUAUCUUGUUUCCCUCUGGGUCUUUUGUGGAUGUUCUUGGGCAAGCUGCUUGUUUUCCUUGGUCAAAACCCUUUGAUUUCACAUGAAGCAGGCAAAUUUGCAGUAUGCCUCAUUCCUGCUCUCUUUGGUUAUGCAACACUUCAGGCACUAAUUCGAUUCUUUAUGAUGCAGAGUUUGAUCAUCCCCCUUUUCAUAAGUUCCUUAAUUAUUCUUUGCUUCCACAUAUCUUUCUGCUGGGUACUUGUUUUUAAAUUUGAAAUUGGUUGCAUAGGAGCAGCAUUUGCUAUUGGUUCUUCAUAUUGGUUGAAUGUAAUAUUACUUGGAUUGUAUAUGAAAUUCUCUUGUUCAUGUGCGAAAACCCGGGUUCCAAUUUCUAAGGAGCUUUUCCAAGGGAUUAGGGAGUUCUUUGGCCUUGCUAUUCCUUCAGCUGCAAUGGUUUGCCUUGAAUGGUGGUCAUUUGAGCUGCUUACCUUGAUUUCCGGUCUUCUACCGAAUCCAGAGCUUGAAACUUCAAUCUUAUCCAUAUGUGUAUCAAUCACCACAACACUCUACACAAUACCAGAGGCAAUUGGCUCAGCAGCAAGCACUAGAGUGUCGAAUGCAUUAGGAGCUGGAAGUCCACAGGUGGCACGUGUAGCCGUUCUUGCUGCUAUGUUUCUGACCUCUUCUGAGGCCAUUUUGAUGAGCGCAAUCCUGUUUGCCAGCAAACAUGUUUUAGGCUAUGUUUUCAGCAACGAGGGGGAUGUGGUGGACUAUGUCACCAAUAUGGUUCCCCUUUUAUGUCUGUCUGUUCUAAUGGACUCCAUGCAUGGUACCCUUUCAGGCAUUGCUAGGGGAAUUGGUUGGCAGCACUUAGGCGCGUGGGUGAAUCUUGGAGUUUAUUAUGUUCUUGGCAUUCCAAUUGCUGCAACCUUGGGUUUCUGGGUAGGCUUGAGAGCAAAAGGCCUUUGGAUUGGAAUAACAAUUGGUUCAAUAUGCCAAGUGACUCUGCUAUCUAUCGUAACAAGUUGCGCAGAUUGGAGAAAAGAGGCAAUAAAUGCAAGGGAGAGGGUUUUUCAGCAAAGAUUGUCAGCAGAAAAUGAAUCAAAUUGAGAAAUUAGGGCGUGUUACCUGAAGUUGUGAAAUUUUUGGUUGGCAUUGGUAAAGCUUCUGUCUAUAAUUUCAGGAACAAGGCAUCAAGUUUCGCUCUACUCAAGGAAGGAAAAUUUUUUAGAAUGAGUGGCAGUUACCCUCUAGAAACAACUGGGAAAAUAAGCGGUACCAUUUGAUCAAAUAAUAUGGCGUCCUCAAGUUUUUAUGAGUCAAAGAACAUAUGCUAUCCUAAACUUUGGCAUAGUGUAACUUUCCUUUUAACAUUUGAAAAUAAUGCAUUUAGUACCUUGUCAAUA
This is a messenger RNA of Prosopis cineraria, 1754 nucleotides long. Its product is annotated as protein DETOXIFICATION 14-like. The record is from RefSeq and is a predicted model, not a curated record. The transcript has 7 exons. Gene Ontology annotation, biological process: xenobiotic detoxification by transmembrane export across the plasma membrane. NCBI's taxonomy places the organism in Eukaryota, Viridiplantae, Streptophyta, Magnoliopsida, Fabales, Fabaceae. Gene Ontology annotation, cellular component: membrane. Bases 25 to 1458 code for a protein of 477 amino acids. Gene Ontology annotation, molecular function: antiporter activity; xenobiotic transmembrane transporter activity.